This is a messenger RNA of Microplitis mediator, 4005 nucleotides long. Its product is annotated as ankyrin-1-like. The record is from RefSeq and is a predicted model, not a curated record. The transcript has 2 exons. NCBI's taxonomy places the organism in Eukaryota, Metazoa, Arthropoda, Insecta, Hymenoptera, Braconidae. Gene Ontology annotation, molecular function: protein binding. The coding region runs from base 137 to 3304 and encodes 1055 amino acids.
AAAAAAAACAAACCAUUGACGGCAUUAAAAAUGUAGCGCAUUGUGAUUGAUGUUGAUACAGAAUAUAACCCAUCGGUAGAAGAGUAAUAAAAUUUUAUGAAUAUCUAUUAAAAUCAAGUAAAAAAGUUACAACAUCAUGUCAGGUUAUUUUUCGAGGUUUAAUAACCCGCGAAAUGAUGGGACAUACUACAUGCUUCGAGAUGCCGUCCAACGUAAAAACAGUGAGUUGGCAAAAUCACUUUUGAACACUGGUGCUCAGGUGAAUAGCCCUCAUGGAAGAUCUUGUAACACAGUACUUCAUUUCGCUACAAUGAAUCGUAAUGUAGAAUUGGUGCAAAUGUUGCUAGACAGAGGAGCUUAUGUUAACAUACCAAACACACAGGGUAAAACUCCACUUCAUUUAGCAGUUGAAUGCGGCUCUGAGCCAAUAGUUAAAUUACUUGUCAACAAAGGAGCCAACGUAAACACCAUUGCUAAAGACAAUUCAAAGCCAAUUGAAAAAGCUAUCUCUACGUGGCAAAGUAAUAUUUUUUCACUACUAGUUUGUCAUGGCGCGAAUGUUAACAUUACUCUCAGUAAUGGUCAAACGUUACUUUAUGAAGCAGUUCAACGCGGCUAUACAUCUAUCGUUAAGUGCAUUCUUGAAAAAUCUUCAGUUAAUAAAAGUAUAAACCAACACUGUCUUACAACAGCAGUACUUAAGGGAAAUGAAGAAAUUGAACAGCUCUUAAUUAAGCAUGGUUUCGAAGUUGAACCUCAAUGUGUUAAUAAUUCAAAAUUUUUCCACGCUAUCGUUAAAAGAGGAUAUACCAAAUUCGUAACUGAUCUUUUGACAAUGGGUGCUGAUGUCAAUGCACUCCGUCAAGAAACAACUAAAUAUACACUUCUUCAUACUGCUUGUAUAAAUCAAAAAUUAGAAAUCACUAAGUUAUUAAUACAGCAUGAUAUUAACUUGAAUGUGAAAGACAAUAAAGAAAAAACGGCAAUAUUUUAUGCCGUAAAAAAUGGCGAUUUUAAUAUUGUAAAGUUGUUGAUAACUAACGGAGCUAGCGUUAAAGAUGAUCCUGAUUUACUUAACAUUGCUGCUCAUAAUCAAUGCAUUGAUAUUGUUCAAAUUUUACUGGAACAUGGUGUUGAUAUUAAUGCAUAUGAUUGUUUUGGAAAGACGGCUUUACAUUCGGCAUUAAUUGAACAGUUUUUCCAAUUAGAAGACAAAGUAAUUUGUAUACUCUCUUCUAAAGACGUUAAGGCGUCAUUAGUGAGAGUUUUAUUGAACAAAGGUGCUGAUGUCAAUAUUCGAAUGAAGGAUGGUCAAACAGCGCUUCAUUUAGCUGUUCGAACUGAUAACAAAGAAAUCGUAAAUACUCUUCUGGAAUGCAACUCACAGGUAAAUGUAUCAGAUGCUAAAGGAACUACACCAUUACAUUUAGCUGCUCAAACAAAAAAUUCAAUAAUUGUUGACAGUCUCCUCAGUCAAAAUGCUGAUAUUAAAGCUAUGGAUAUAAAAGGCAUGACGGCAUUACAUUUUGCGGCUGAAGUAGGACAUCUAGAUAUUAUUAAAAUUCUCUUGAGAUAUGAACCUGAUGUCAAUGCCAUAGAUCAAUUCUGCUUGACACCACUGCAUUGUGCGGCUAAAUAUGGACACUUGGAAGCUGUUGAAAUUUUACUUGAGCACAAUGCUGAUGUAAAUGCCGUUGACAUAAGUGGUUCGACGACACUUCAUUUAGCAGUUGAAGCCGGGCAUCAUAAGAUUGUUGAGCACUUACUUAAAUUCAAUCCUGACAUGAAUUCACCAGAUGAUAAUGGUGAAACUUAUCUUCAUAUUGCGGUUAAAAAUGAAGACAUCAAUAUUACCCGAUUACUUAUGAAUUAUUCCAUAGACGUUGAUUGUAUCAAUAAAGAUGGAUUGACUCCACUAUUGAUAGCUUCGCACUAUAAUUACCCGAUUUUAUCUAAACUUCUGAUAGAGAAUGGAGCUAAUAUUAAUUUUACUGAUCCGCUGGGUAGGAGUGUUCUCCACAUUGCUGCUAAAAAUAAUAACUUAGAAAGUGCUUCAAUUCUAUUAGAGAAACAUGCUGAUGUUAACUGUAAAGACGAAAAUGGAUUGACACCACUACUAAUAGCAGUUCGUUCAAAUCAUGAAGACCUCGCUGGCCUUCUCCUUGAGCACAAUGCAGAUGUUAAUUGUCCUGAUCAAAAUGAUAAGCGAGCACUUCACAUCGCUAUGGAGAAAAGAAAUGAAAGUAUAGUUUUAAAGUUAUUGACUCAUGGCGCCGAUGUUAAUUUCGUUGAUGAUGAAGGAUCGACUGUUCUUCUCAAUGCUAUUUGGCACGCAUUUUCUCCACAAUUUAUUGAAAAAUUACUCAUGUUUGGUGCAGAUGUUAAUCACAGGAAUAAAAAAGGAGAGACAGCUCUUCACAUUGCUGCAAAAGGGAAACGACGUAACAUUAUUGAAAUUUUAUUAAAAUAUGGUGCAGACAUAAAUAUGAAAUGUCACAGAAAUAAAAUCGCUUUAUUUCAUACAUAUGAGUACACUAAUUCAGACUACCGUUCAUCAUCUUCGGACUGUGAAGGUUGUGGGAAUUCUGAUUGUGAAUGUUGGGAUGGUGGUUAUUACAAUAGUUGGAAGCGAAGAAGUUGGUAUGACCGAGGCAGGAAUUAUCAGCAGGAAAACUUUUCUUGCCAUGUCGAUGAAUGUUCUUCAAUUGUUGCAGUUUUCAAGCGACAUAUUCUAAAGUUACAAGCUGCUAAAUUUCAUGUGGAUGAGAGUAAUAUACAUGCUCUUAAAUAUUUUAAGAAAAUGGAAAGUGACAGAGACAACAGUGAUCAUUAUGACAUAGACUUUGAUGCAUACAAUGAAAGUGAUUCUGAUAUAGAUAUUGAUUCAGACAGCGAAACAGAUAACGAAAAUUAUGAUAAUAAAGAAAUUAUGGAAUUAGAGUCUAUGAAAAAUGAAAGAAUUGGAAACAGCAACAUAUCAUUCUAUGAUUUUUUGACAAGUAGUGUGCAUCGGUUAGCUAGAUAUGUCAAGAAUAAGAAUAUAGUCGAAAUCAUAAAUUUAAAUGAUUAUGAAUUGAUAUUUCCUAUUUAUUCUGACAUCAUCAAGAGUCGCUUUUAUAUUGGCAUGGAGAGGAACAAAUUGUUAGCACAAUGUGAGUUUCUGGGUGAUAUUUUUGUCGACUUACCCGAUACUUGCAUUGAUGAAAUUAUAAGUUAUCUUAACAACCAAGAGCUUAGAUUUUUAACGAAUGCGUACAAAGAUCAGAAUAUUUCGAACAAACGAAAAAUUCAUCUCGUUUCAUAAAUUUAAUUAUUCCAAUUAAUGUAAACGAGAUCAAAAGCACACGCAUAUUUUUUUUUUGUUUUUUCAUUUAUUUAUUUUUUAUUUUCAAAAUAUUCAAAUAACUCAAUGAAAAUAAUUUCUAACUAGUUGAACUAUCAACAAUCAAUACAUAAAUACUAUGUAACAAAUUUCAACUGAUUGUUAUCGAUUCGAUUGAUCGCAGUUGAUUUACGCGUAGUUAUUUAACUUUAUAAAGUUUAUUAUGAAAAAUUAUAGUUUAUUCUGAAAAUAUAAUUAUUUAUUUUAAAUUAAAUACUUUUAUUCUAACAUUUAAAUGAAAGUUUUUAUGGUUUUAUUAAUUAUUAUUGAAUACAUAUUUCAAUAAUAUAAAUACUUCGUUUCAAAUGAACGUUUUUCUAUGCUGUUCAACAAUUAUUUUUCCAUCGAGUACUUUAUUUUAUUCAUUCUUUUCUUUUUUCAUAAGAGACUACACUCUAAUAAAACUAAUGUGUAAUUCAAUCGUUUAUUUAGAGUAAUAAAUAGCAGCAGCUGUUUUAUUGUACUAUUUAUUUAUUAAUUCAUUUAUUUUAUGCUAUUAUUAGUAAAAAUUGAAAUACUGAUAAUGCGGAAUUGGUUCUACUGAGAUAUUAAAAAUCAUCAUCAUCAUCAAUAAAUAUAAUUUAUCAAAAUUUUGCAUUGACAGUUUUUAAAUUGAUUUUUAA